CACUCGUUCUUAUUCCAAGUUGGGAUGUUACAGUCACUAAUUUUGAUAAAAAGCGGACAGUGGGGUCUUCUUGCACGUAGUAAACCAGUACAGCGUUAGGGCAAAAUGAAAGUGUUGACAGCACUAGUGGUCGUAUUUCUCGUGAGCCACGGAUUCGCUGCACCAGCGACCCCUACCGUCUGUGAGGAGAAGCUGAAAACACUGACGCAGAAAGUAGAUAUCGUACUGCGUCAGCUUCAGCUUCAGCAGAUGUUCAUAGAAGAACGUGCACGCACAGACGGAGGAUCAGGAAUAAAACAGGCGAGAUGGAGUUCGAUAGGGACAAGACCAUAUCAUACGUCAACCCAUACCUUAACUUGGUCAGCCGGAGCCGCUUAUCCCCGGCCACCACAGAGGAACCUGUUUUCAUUGUUCGGUAUGUCCGCGGUGCUGAACGGCGUCGAGUUCCCCAUCAGAACGCUCUCAGAUCAGUUAAAGAUGCCGAGUCGCACCAGUAAAGCAUUCCACGCAAAGGAGCUGGUGCCGUUGGGCGUCGUGCCCCCACAGGUACUUGCAAAAAAGACUGUACCAGAACAGAUUGCAGAAAUGAAAGAAUGGUUCAAAGCUUGGAGGGACCAGAACUACAAAGUGCGGGAUUACAGGAAGUACUUCAAACCUGUUCUUUGCUACCUUGAAGGCAAAUGGUUGAAAAGUCAAGGAACCGACAAACUGCCUUAUUCACAGAUGUUAAUUGCGCAGCAGUGGACUUCCCGGUACCAGGCGUACAGUGGUGCGUUACCACAGGAAAGGGUAACUUUCAAGCCGACAUCCAUCAUCGACUUCGAGAACGGCAAACCUGCGUUUGCCAAGUGGGACUACAGAGUUUUGUGUCACCCGGUGAAUCAAGACAUCCACACCAGCACAUUCCGUGUUGUUGAUGACCUUGCUGAGCGAACCCCUAGGCGCUGGGAUUUGAACAGAUUUGCUCGUUCGACUUUAGCAAAGUUUCAGCUGAACCCGAUGAACCGCCCUUGGGCCAAGAAUGAGGAGUUCUCGUCAAACUAUGAAUUCCUCGAUCAGUUGAUGGCUCAAAUACCAGGCGUUGACAACUAUCCCGGACGGCUGUACGACGAUUCAUUUGCUGAACCAGUCCAUCCGUUCACAGCUGCAACUUCCAAAGAACCGAAACUUAAUACCGCCUACUACAACCGAUGGUCUAAAGUGUCGCAGACAUCUACCGGGCGUAUGAAGGCGCGUCACAGAGGCUUCUCGGACAAUUCGGUUUUUAUGGCUCAAACCUCGCAUCCUCAGGUCGCUGGAAUGAAAGUCGAGGACUGCAACGUUGUUGGAGUGAAUAAAGUAUGUAAAAGUUAUGAGCAGCGGUGGUCGUAUGCCAUACCGCUCUUCAUAACUUACAUAACCCCUCUGAGUAGCUGGAACCCAUAUGGACUUACCAUCCACACAAAACUUGGGUACAAUGACCGCACUGUAUUUACUGGAGGUCGCAAUGGUGGUUUUACAACGGCUAAGGCUUACAACGGCACAAGUUACAACUUUUACUACACCAUUCCCACGGAGUUCUUUGGAAGUCCUCAGCGCGGCGCAGCAGCCCCGAAGGGUGUCCUUGACCCGAAUGGAGGCCUUCGCAAGGUCAGCACCGGUGGAUUGCACUCCAUUUUACCGAACAUCCCCGGGGUAGGCGCUCUCCGUCAAACCUAUCCCAUCUUCCCCAUCCAUGGAGAGGGCAGCACUGCAUGGAAGGAAUACGAGGCUCUGGCUGACCUCGUUUUGAAGAGGAAAACGCAUGCAAACAUGUUUCUUGAACCACUGCAAAACAUUUAAGGACGUCUUACUGAUGGUCUUGUUUUGCUUAUUGUUCAACAUUUCAAGAUACAUUUAUCAAUAAAUGUGGCAUUAUGCACCA
This is a messenger RNA of Lingula anatina, 1903 nucleotides long. RefSeq lists its product as uncharacterized. The record is from RefSeq and is a predicted model, not a curated record. Lineage: Eukaryota; Metazoa; Brachiopoda; Lingulata; Lingulida; Lingulidae.